Neltuma alba is the source of this 3526-nucleotide messenger RNA. RefSeq names its product pentatricopeptide repeat-containing protein At3g62890-like. Gene Ontology annotation, molecular function: protein binding; zinc ion binding; RNA binding. Bases 1495 to 3366 code for a protein of 623 amino acids. Gene Ontology annotation, biological process: RNA modification. The record is from RefSeq and is a predicted model, not a curated record. The transcript is spliced from 4 exons. Lineage: Eukaryota; Viridiplantae; Streptophyta; Magnoliopsida; Fabales; Fabaceae.
CGGCCGAUUUUGCAACCUCUCACACGCCAUGAACGAAAGUUUCAGCAACUAGCGGUUAUGGAGAAAAACAGUGGAAGAAAAUGGGGUUGGGAUCUUCAUGGUUGUUUCUUUAGUUUCUACAGUUCCCUUUGCUCAAUAUCAUCAAAAGGUGAAUUUGUCGUGGCUUUCCAGUAAGGAUAGAAGCAGUGCCAUCAAUCUAAAUUCAAUUUUGUCCCCAGGGGAACAUCCUUUCCAGGUAAAAUUCACUUUUACCCUGAUAAAAUAAUUUUUAGGUAUGAUGUUAUGAACUGAAAUGCACUUCACAUCAGUCCUGCCAAUUGGAAAUAUGCUACAGAGCAGAAUUUGUGAAGAAGCUUCCAGAUAAAGUUAUUGCUCAACGUGAACAUUCCGGUCAUAUUAGCUACUGGUUUCAUUGUCAACAUUCUGAUGGAAUAUAAGCAGUAUCAUCGUUCAUGUUAAUGGAUCAGUAACUUUCUUUCUUUGGCUGAUGAUCUUUUUGUAAGUGAUGGCACGGCUAACCAUGUACUUUCUCAUUUUGAUUGUUAUUAAGAUGAAUUCUCUAUCUCUCUCUUUCUUGUAAUUAUGAUCUAAAUCAUUUUACUCAGUAGGCUAGCUGAAGCGGUAUUUUGGUAAUAAUGAUAUUAUCCCCUUUUUUUUUUCAAAAGAAUAUACAAGCAUCUUAAUUUCUCAUAUUUUCCAGACUGUUCAGUUGUUAUUUCACAGGAACAUUAACUUUUUGUUUUUUUGAACUUUGAUGGUAGGCGCAAAGCCUGAGUUGGGAAUCGAACCUAAAACUUGGUGCCACAAAGGGUGCAUCUUGUGCCACUGGACUCAAUGAUCUUUGGCAUAGGAAUAUUAACUUUGAAAUGUCUUAUUCCAUUUCUGAAUCUUUGGCUUUCAAUAAUUUAUAUUAAGAUAUGGUCUGUUGUUAGACAUUGGCUUGAGGUGCGAAAAUUCUCCCUUGUGGCACAUUCAUUUGGAGGUUUGGUGGCAUGAUAUGCUAUUGGGAGGUUUUUAUGACUACUCUUCAACAUCAAGGCCUUUAGGUACAAGUGCAACCAAAAAUGACUUUGGUAAAGAGUAGAUAGAAUAUUCAGAGCAAUGCCUUGAACAGUGUUACAAAGCCACAAUUGCUCGUUUGGAGCCAGUGAACUAUACCAUUUGCAACAGCACAUCUUGAUUCAAGAGGACAUGGUCAAUUUCUUAAGCUUGCUUUGCACUGUCAUUUCAAGAUUGAGUAUAAUUAUUAAGUCUCUUUUUUCUGUUCUGUGGGGAUAUUUUUGGUUUGUCUCCUCUUUUUUCUCUCUCUUUUCUGCCAACAUUGUGCUCAAAUUGACAGUGCUUUGGGGCUUGUCCGUCCAUCCACUUCAUUCUCCACUCAAACUUUCAUUUGUAUCUGUGGUAUUUGGAAGGCAACUUGGUAGUGCAACCUCAGAUUGGUCCAAUUCUGAUUCUAUCGCUGCCUGACCUAAUGGUUGAGCGUGACUGCUAAGAAUGAUCCGUUGCUGCUCCACUUUCAGAAAACCUUUCAAUGCAGAUUAUGGCCUUCUUUCAAUUUUAGAUGUUUGCAGUUCAGUCCAACAAAUCAAGCAAACACAUGCUCAACUUAUCACUACCGGCCUAAUUUUUCAUCCCAUUCCAGCCAAUAAGCUCCUCAAACUUCUUGGCUUUUCUAGCUUCGGUUCUUUGCAUUAUGCCCAUCAAGUAUUUGAACAAAUUCCCCAUCCAGACCUAUUCGUUUACAACACCAUAAUAAAAGCUCAUGCACUCUCACCCACUUCAUCUUAUAAUUCUUUCAUGGUAUUCAAGUUAAUGACCCAGAGUUCAAGUCUUUUGCCUAAUCAGUAUACUUUUGUGUUUAUUUUCAAUGCGUGUGGAAACGGGUUGGGGAUCCUUCAGGGAAAGCAGGUUCAAGUUCAUGCCAUAAAACUUGGUUUUGAGAACAAUUUAUUUGUUACUAAUGCCUUAAUUGGGAUGUAUGGAAAGUGGGGUUUAGUAGAGGAGGGCAGAAAGGUUUUUGAUUGGGCUGUGGCUAGGGAUAUGUAUUCCUGGAACACCAUGAUGGCUGUGUACACUGGAUCAGGCAAAAUGGGUCAAGCCAAAGAAUUAUUCAGCAAAAUGCCAGAGCAAGAUGUUGUAUCAUGGAGUACUAUCAUAGCUGGUUAUGUGCAGGGUGGUUUUUUCAUGGAGGGAUUGGAUUUCUUCCACAAGAUGUUGCAAGCUGGUGCCAAACCAAAUCAAUUCACUUUGGUAAGUGCUCUUGCAGCCUGUUCAAAUUUAGUAGCCUUGGAUCAGGGAAAGUGGAUUCAUGUUUAUAUUGACAAAGGUGAGAUUAAGUUGAAUGAAAGACUACAUGCUGGCCUUAUUGACAUGUAUGCAAAAUGUGGAGAGAUAGAAUUUGCAUUAAGAGUUUUCCAUGAACACAAAGUUAAGAGAAAAGUUUGGCCUUGGAAUGCAAUCAUUGGUGGGCUUGCAAUGCAUGGAAAGCCGAACGAGGCUAUCAAAGUUUUUGAACAAAUGAAGAUGGAAAAAGUUAUCCCUAAUAAGGUCACAUUUGUUUCUCUAUUAAAUGCUUGCAGCCAUGGCUAUAUGGUUGAGGAGGGAAAUUUCUAUUUCAGAUCGAUGAAGUGUGAUUAUGGGAUAAAGCCAGAAAUAGAGCAUUAUUGUUGUAUGGUAGAUCUACUGGGUAGGGCUGGCCUAUUGAAGGAGGCUGAAGACAUGAUUUCAAGUAUGCCUAUGACUCCAGAUGUGGCAAUUUGGGGUGCGCUACUCAAUGCUUGUAGAAUCCAUAAAGAUGUGAUGCGGGGACACAGGAUAGGCAAAACAAUUAAGGAAUUGGUUCCUGACAAUAUUGGUUGUAACAUUCUACUGGCCAAUAUCUAUUCUAUGUCUGGAAGAUGGACUGAAGCAAAAAUGUUGAGAGAGAAUGGAGUCAAUUGGGGAAGAAAGAAAACUCCUGGAUGCAGCUCAAUUGAGCUGAAAGGCAUAUUCUAUCAAUUUCUUGUUGGAGAUAGAUCCCACUCUCAAACUAAAGAGCUAUAUUCAUUUUUGGAUGAGAUGACUUCCAAGUUGAGGAAUGCUGGUUAUGUUCCAGAAUUUGGUGAACUUUUGCUUGAUAUUGAUGAUGAGGAAGAUAAAGAGACAGCUUUGUCCAUACACAGUGAGAAGUUGGCUAUAGCUUUUGGGUUGAUGAACACAGAACCUGGAACACCCCUUCGCAUUGUGAAGAAUUUAAGAGUUUGUUGGGAUUGCCAUCAAGCAACAAAGUUCAUUUCUAUGGUUUAUGACCGAGUAAUUAUAGUCAGAGACCGGAUUAGGUAUCAUCACUUCAAAGAUGGAAUCUGUUCUUGUAAUGAUUAUUGGUAGAUGCAAACAGUGCUAGUUUGUUUAUAUGAUUCAUCAUAUUGGUGCACUAUUAGUGUAUUGCUCAGACUACCUUGAUUUGCCGUCAGCUUCAUUGUCAACAAUUGCUAUGUCUGAAUUUUUCACUUUGUUAUAGAUGUGCUUUCGGGAACUUGAGAGAAAA